GCAGUAAUAGAAUGAAUCAUUUAACAUUUAACGUCAUUUAGGGGUUUAGGGUUAGGGUUAGGGUUUUUCAUCUUGCACAGUUGCACUCCGCUGUCUGCGUGGAAACAGAGGACGGAGAAUGGCGACGAGAGCAGGGCUUUUGAAGCGAUUUUUUUCAACGUCAAUGUUCUCUUCGCAAACCACGGCUGCUGCUAAUGCUAAACCUGCACCUAUUCCUUCAACCACCCUCUUCAUCUCUGGGCUCAACAAGAGAACUACAUCUGAGAAACUGAAUGAAGAGGCCUCCAAAUUUGGUGAAGUCGUUCAUGCCAGGGUUGUGACAGACCGUUCCUCUGGAUAUUCAAAAGGUUUUGGAUUUGUGAAAUAUGCCACUAUAGCUCAAGCAGAGCAAGGAAUAAAGGGAUUGGAUGCUCAGUUUCUUGAUGGAUGGGUAAUUUUUGCUGAAUUCGCGCGUUCAAGAACUCCCCCAGGAUACUUGGCAUCCACAGAAAAGAACACCCAUCAGGCUGAAAUGGAUUGAACCAAUGGAUUUACCUAGCAAAUUGGUGGGAGCUACAAAAAGGAGAAAUUGUUAUUGUUAUCACGAGAUAUAUUUGGCUUUACACAGGUGAUAGAUGCAAGUAGUAUUGCGGAAGCGGGGUGCUUGAGCUGUUCGUCAUUUGCAAGUUCGAUAAUCCAGUGCCUGAAUUUUGGUGUCUUGAGUCCUUUGUAUCAGCAUAUUCCCAUAAUUAUGAACCAGUAUACAAUCCUCUACUGACAACCAUUAAGACCUAAGUAAAUAUACUCACCGUCUGCUUACUGUCAUAAUUACGACCAUAAACCCAGUUGAGAAAUCAAUAUGUCGGUUUCUCUGUUUAUAUUCCUUCAAUCUUUUCUGCUUUUAUUUUGCUUCCUCUGAUUAGUGUAGGAAGAAGACAGGCCAACUUUGUAUUCAGUCUUGCAUUACACAUUUGUUUUGUCA
Vitis vinifera (wine grape) is the source of this 961-nucleotide messenger RNA. Its product is annotated as organelle RRM domain-containing protein 2, mitochondrial. Gene Ontology annotation, molecular function: RNA binding. The transcript has 4 exons. NCBI's taxonomy places the organism in Eukaryota, Viridiplantae, Streptophyta, Magnoliopsida, Vitales, Vitaceae. Gene Ontology annotation, cellular component: mitochondrion. The coding region runs from base 119 to 520 and encodes 133 amino acids. Gene Ontology annotation, biological process: mitochondrial mRNA modification. The record is from RefSeq and is a predicted model, not a curated record.